Grammomys surdaster is the source of this 2088-nucleotide messenger RNA. Its product is annotated as hyaluronidase-5. Gene Ontology annotation, molecular function: hyalurononglucosaminidase activity. Gene Ontology annotation, biological process: hyaluronan catabolic process; fusion of sperm to egg plasma membrane involved in single fertilization; carbohydrate metabolic process. Gene Ontology annotation, cellular component: acrosomal vesicle. Bases 316 to 1896 code for a protein of 526 amino acids. NCBI's taxonomy places the organism in Eukaryota, Metazoa, Chordata, Mammalia, Rodentia, Muridae. The record is from RefSeq and is a predicted model, not a curated record. The transcript is spliced from 4 exons.
GGGUAUGUUGGUGAGUCUAGCUAGGCCAUGGUUCACAUGAACGUAAGAGGAGUAUCUUUUACUAUAAUGAAAGUGCAGGUGGUAAGGAGUUCUGCAUAAGGUCCUUUCCAGCAAGUUAUAGAUUAUACAACUUGUCACAAAACAUUCCUGAAAUAUGAAGUAAGAAGAAGAAUAGUUCAAUGUAAAGCAGUCAUCAAACUUUCAUCUUUCACAGUGAUCUCAUAUCAGUAUCUUUCUCACCUUUUGCACCAAAUAUUUGAGAGACCAAAGUGCAUAAGAAGAAAUAAGUACUUGGAUACUAAUUAAUUCUCUGCAAUGCGAGUGUUGCAUUUUAAACACUCCUUUUUUGGGAGCCUUCUUGAGUCUAAUGGACUAACCCAGACACUAGUAGUCUUCCUUCUGAUUCCAUGUUGCUUGACGGUAGAUUUUAGGGCGCCCCCACUUAUCCCUAAUGUGCCUUUCCUCUGGGCCUGGAAUGCCCCAACUGAGUCUUGUCUCACAAGGUUUAAUCAGCCACUAGAUCUUAGUCUGUUCUCUUUAGUGGGAAGCCCCAGAAAAACUGCCACGGGUCAACCUGUCACAAUAUUUUAUAGUGAUCGCCUGGGUCUCUAUCCUCACAUAGAUGAAACAUUAUUAAUUUUUCAUGGAGGGCUACCCCAGUUGGGGUCUCUAAAAAAGCAUUUGGAAGUAGCUAAGAAUGACAUCCAGCAUUACAUGCCAAUAGACAAUGUGGGCUUGGCUAUCAUUGAUUGGGAAGACUGGCGGCCUACCUGGUCAAGAAACUGGAAACCCAAGGAUAUUUACAGGAAUAAGUCUAUUGAGUUAGUCCAGCAACAAAAUACACAACUUAAUUUCACAGAAGCCAUCAAGAGGGCCAAAAAAGAAUUUGAAGAGGCAGCAAGACAUUUUAUGGAAGAGACUUUAAUAUUGGGGAAGUCACUUCGGCCAAAUCAUUUAUGGGGUUUUUAUCUUUUUCCUGAUUGUUAUAACAAUAAAUUUCAAGACCCUGAUUACAAAGGAUAUUGCCCUGAUAUAGAGAAGAAAAGAAACGAUGCUCUUUUCUGGAUAUGGAUGGAAAGCACAGCCCUGUACCCAUCCAUCUAUUUGAAGAGUAGCUUGAAGUCAUCUCCACGUGCAGCGCUCUACGUCAGAAACCGGGUACAAGAAGCCAUUCGAGUGUCUAAAGUAAAAGACCCUCACAAUCCACUUCCUAUGUUUGUAUAUUUUCGCGUUGUCUUUACUGACCUAACUUUCCAAUAUCUGAAUCAGGAUGAUCUUGUAAAUACAAUUGGUGAAACAGUUGCUCUGGGUGCUUCUGGCAUGGUAAUGUGGGGAACUCUUGGUUUAGCACAAACUAUGAAAUCUUGUCUGAACUUACAUGAUUACCUGAAGACCACUCUGAAUCCUUAUAUAAUCAACGUCACCCUUGCAGCCAAAAUGUGUAGCCAAACACUCUGCCAGAAUCAAGGCAUAUGUUCGAGGAAAGAUUGGAAUUCAAAUGACUAUCUACACUUGAGCCCUCAGAAUUUUCAGAUUCGUUUUGUAAAACGUGGAAAGUAUGAAAUCAUUGGCAAUCCCACCCUUGAUGAUCUGCGGUACUUUUCCAAAAACUUCCGUUGCAGCUGUUUCGCCAACUUGAACUGUAAGGAGAGAGUUGACAUAGAAAGUGUGAACACUGUCAGUGUGUGUACUCUUGAAGACAUUUGCAUUAAUUCCCUUGUAAUUUCAGAUCGUAGUGAUCUACCUGAAAACUGGAAUUACCCUUACAUGGCUAACGGGAAUCAGUCAGACAUUACAUCAUCUGCCACAGUGAGCCCUUGUGUGCCAAGGAAAGAUGUCAGUGGCUAUCUCUUUGUUCUCUCCAUCUAUUCACAGCAUUUGAAAUAUUCGCUAUAGUGUUUUGACUACUCAAAAACUGGGCAUCGUCUUUCAAAAAUAAUUCCAUCCAAAUAAUCAGGAUUAUGCUUUGAAAUUCAGAGGCAAAAUGUAUAUUUUUGUCUAUCAAGACCUGAUAGCAAGGCUGUCAUACUUUCAGGGUUAAUGGUCUUCUGAGAGGAGUGAAGAUUAAAUAAAAUCAAGUUGCUAUAA